Molecule: messenger RNA, 1941 nt
Organism: Chenopodium quinoa (quinoa)
Lineage: Eukaryota; Viridiplantae; Streptophyta; Magnoliopsida; Caryophyllales; Amaranthaceae
Product: aldehyde dehydrogenase family 3 member H1-like
Exons: 12
Coding region: 162-1823 (553 amino acids)
Biological process (GO): aldehyde metabolic process
Cellular component (GO): cytoplasm
Molecular function (GO): aldehyde dehydrogenase (NAD+) activity
Source: RefSeq, a predicted model, not a curated record
AACCAAUAACAACCAGAAAAUAUACAAACUACUUAUCUUUUUAUAAUUCGUUUUUCUCUUUGCUUCCAUCAUCAAAUUAUUUUUUAAUUUUUCUGGUAAUCACAUUAUUCCACAUUUUAAGGCUUAUUAUAUACCCAUUCAAACACUUAUAUUGUAAAUCAAUGACUUCCAUUGCUUACUCCAUUCAACUUCGGAAUAAUCCCAGAAACUUUGGAGCAGGAGUGAGCAGGGCUACUUAUAAUUGUUGUUUAUGGAAUAAUAAUUCUUCAUUAAAGGCAGUUUAUCAGCUUAAAAGUCGAUUUCUUCCUGCGAUUUCUACACGUAUCUACUGUUCCAGUGCAGCAAUCUCCGUAAUGGCAGAAGAGAAAAGGAAGGCAUCUUUUGAUGCAGAUAAAGCCGGAGUUAUAGUUAAGGAGCUUAGACAAGAGUACAAUUCAGGAAAGACUAAGACUUAUGAAUGGAGAGUAGCUCAGUUGGAGGGUAUCUCUAGAAUGGUUGAUGAGAGGGAAAAGGAUAUCAUUGAAGCUCUUAAUACAGAUCUUUCCAAGCCUGAAUUUGAAGCAUUUGUCGCUGAGAUUAACAUGAUAAAAUCUGCAUGCAAGUUGGCAAUUAAGGAACUAAAGCAGUGGAUGAUGCCAGAAAAGGUGAAAACUCCGUUGACAACAUUUCCUUCAUCAGCAGAGAUUGUCUCAGAACCCUUGGGAAUUGUCCUUGUUAUCUCAACAUGGAAUUAUCCUUUCUUGUUAUCGAUUGAUCCGGUGAUUGGUGCAAUAGCAGCUGGCAAUGCAGUACUGCUAAAACCAUCAGAAAUCGCUCCAGCCACAUCCUCAUUAAUCGCAAACUUAUUUCAAGAAUAUGUUGACAAUACCUCAAUAAAAGUUGUUGAGGGUGCUGUCGAAGAAACUUCUGUCCUUCUUGAGCAAAAGUGGGAUAAAAUAUUUUACACAGGUAGUGGAAGAGUUGGCCGAAUAGUCAUGGCUGCAGCUGCAAAGCACCUCACACCUGUUGUAUUAGAGCUUGGAGGAAAAUGCCCUGUAGUUGUUGAUUCUGAUGUCAAUUUGCAAGUUGCAGCAAGAAGAAUCAUAGCAGGAAAGUGGUCCUGCAAUAGCGGGCAGACCUGCACUGCUGCGGAUUAUGUCAUUACCACUAUAGAUUUUGCUUCAAAGCUAAUUGCUGGUUUAAGUUCGGAGUUAGACAACUUUUUUGGGAAGGAUCCUUUGGAAUCAAAAGACAUGUCAAGAGUUGUAAACUUGUACCAUUUUAGACGGUUAAUCAAACUAAUGGAGGAAGAUGGUGUCUCUGAUAAGAUUGUCUUAGGUGGUCAAACAGAUGAAGUGCAAUUGAAAAUAGCGCCAACCAUCUUGGUAGAUGCUCCAAAAGACUCUGCUGUGAUGACAGAGGAGAUUUUUGGACCUUUGCUACCUAUUGUUACAGUUGAAAAAAUUGAAGAUUGUUUCGAAUUGAUCAAGUCCAAACCAAAGCCUUUAGCAGCAUAUCUUUUCACUAACAACGAGAAGCUUAAAAAGGCUUUUGUCAAGGACGUUUCAGCUGGAGGAAUGCUCAUCAAUGACACUAUCUUGCAUCUAACUGUUGAUGCUUUACCAUUUGGAGGAGUCGGUGAGAGUGGAAUGGGCUACUACCAUGGAAAAUUCUCUUUUGAGGCAUUCAGCCAUAAGAAGGCCGUUAUGUACAGAAGUUUUGAUGGGGAUUCAUCAAUUAGGUAUCCACCAUACACGCUGAAGAAGCUAAAUCUGUUGAAGUCUUUGUUGAGUGGCAGCAUUAUGCAGAUCAUUCCUGCCCUACUUGGAUGGUCUAAAGAAUAAAGAUUGAUAUAAAGUUUUGUUUUUUGAGGGAAUUUUUUGAUACCACAUGUAACAGAAAUAAUGAUUUUGUGUAUGUACACUUCUUAAUUUAUUAUAGUAUUGGUUUUACAAUUUCUAA